This is a messenger RNA of Mya arenaria, 1117 nucleotides long. RefSeq lists its product as uncharacterized. The coding region runs from base 90 to 371 and encodes 93 amino acids. The transcript is spliced from 3 exons. The record is from RefSeq and is a predicted model, not a curated record. NCBI's taxonomy places the organism in Eukaryota, Metazoa, Mollusca, Bivalvia, Myida, Myidae.
AUAUUUUUUACCCGACCUGUUUGGAAAAACAUUGGCACAUGUUAGAAUUUGCAUAACUUAUAUAAGUUUAUUUUACUUUUUUACUAGACAUGAAUUUCUCAUCGGGAUCGCCUCCGGGCUUAAAUAAAGGCGAGGACAUUGAAACUGCCCUCAAUCAAUAUCAACAACAGAUUAUGAUGCAACAAUCUGCGAAGAAACUUGAGGAGGCAGUGGAUUCAUGCUUCAGAAAAUGUGUAACAAAGCCAGGAUCAUCUCUUGACAAGAACCAGCAAAAAUGCCUGGGACAAUGUGUGGAUGUGUACUUGGAGGCCAGUGGGAUAGUGAGUCGGGCAGUGGCACAGCGCUUGCAACAAAUGGGCAGUAUGGGCUAAUGAGAAAGGAUUAUAGGAUAUCAAAUUGUUUUGUAUUUUAUGUGUAUACAUUUACAUUUAUGACAAUAGCAUUAUAUUAGGAACUAUUACAUCACUUAAUUGACUUCAUAUACAUGUACAUGGAGUAUGUUCAAAGAACUGUAUUCAAUACAAAUGAACACAUUUUGGAUAGCCUGCUUGUGAUCAGCUCAACAUAGUUCCUGCAAUGGUGUUUUGGUGAAUGUGUGUUUAUCAUUGAGUGUGGGCAGCUGUUUUUUUGGCUUGUCAAGGUUUUCAUUUGGCCAUGUGUUGGGGGAUUUUAACAUAACUUGGUUGAUGUGUUGACUAUGUGAAGACAGCAAGUCGUGUCCAAGAUACAUGUGUACAGGUCAAGGUUGAUCUUUAGAUUCAUUCUUAAUUAGGACUCCAGGGGGUUAGCUUUGUUGGCAGUUCCCUUCCAAAUCAUCUUAACUAUUGAAAUUGUUACUGUAACCAAAAUAAAAUUUCAAGAAUAUUUUCAUGUUAUGGUUUGGAAAUAAACUACCGGUAAAAUUUCUCUUUAACUCUAAAUAGUGUGGUUAGGUAUCCUUUCUAAAGCAGUUCUGAAGUAUUUAUAUGUCAAAUUAUUAAGUGCAUCAACACAUAUUGUACAAAAAAAUGAAAACAAUCUUGCAGAUUAUAAAAAAGGGAUAUUCAUAAGUGUGUCAAUAUUUUAGUGUAAAUAUGAAUGAAAAUCAGUGCCGAUUAAAUUCUGGAAAACAUAAUAA